UAUCAUUUUAUUGUGAUUGUUUCUUAUUAUAAAUAAGCAGCAUUUAUUGUUUGUCUUUGCUUCCUCAAGAAUCUAGUGAAAUGUUUCAAGGAUUGAUUUUAAAAUUAUACUUAAUUUUGCAAACGUAUGCUUUUGCAACAAAGCUGGACAAGGAGCCAUCGUGUCCCAGACUUUUGGUAGAGCUUGGUGAUUUUCAAAAAAAUCUUGUAACAUGUGUGACGCAUAACUCGGUGCCCGUAAAAAUCUGCUCUAAUUGCGAGGAUACGUACCACAAUAUGACUGCACAAUACAAAAAAUUAUCACAAUGCUCAGAAUAUUUUGAUCAGGAUCGUCUUAAUCUAAUACCUACUACUCAAAAUUUGCUAAGCAGUAUUUGGUCUAAAGCCUAUUGUAACGAAUGCUAUGAGGAUAACGCAAUUAAAAAAUACGAAGAAAAAAAUACAGAAUUUUCAAGAUGUAUAAAUGAUACCACUAAUGAAAUUUGUGCGACUUGCCUACAUUUGUACAGAGAUUUAAACUCUUACUUUACAUCAUUAAAUCAGCAUUAUAACGGUAAAGUUUGCUUCGAAAUGCAAGAUCAGAUGAAUCGCACGCGGAAUCAUUGGUCCAAAGAAUUGAAAUGCUGCCAGCGAAAACCCAAAUUAACUUACUUCACAAUAGCUUUGGCCUUUGUUACUAGCUUGCCUAUGAUAUUUUAUACCAGUUCCUAUAUUAUCACAAUACGACGAGAAAAUAAUCACGGAACCUUGCACGACGAAGAUCCACUGUUGAACGUACCUGCGCCAACAGCAUCCACUUCCUCUACCGCAACACCAGGCGCGACUUCCUUGCCAAAAUCUUCGACAAACUUAAGUGAAACAUCACCGGCAAUCAGUAAAAAAAUGUUCUAAACUCUUUUUAGAGAAAGUCGAAAAGAGGACGUAAUCUAAGGGAUCAUAUACAAAGUUCCAGAGAACGACUAGUUAAUUAUUGCGUUUUCUUUAUUAUUACUUUUUUUUUUUUAAAUUUAUGAAAAAUAUGUAUAUAUAUAUAUAUAUUAUUA
Messenger RNA from Glossina fuscipes, 1042 nucleotides. RefSeq names its product osteopetrosis-associated transmembrane protein 1. Gene Ontology annotation, cellular component: cytosol. The coding region runs from base 81 to 890 and encodes 269 amino acids. The record is from RefSeq and is a predicted model, not a curated record. The transcript is spliced from 4 exons. NCBI's taxonomy places the organism in Eukaryota, Metazoa, Arthropoda, Insecta, Diptera, Glossinidae.